AAUGCAUCCCAGACAACCACCACCACCAUUUACAUAUCGGACUUCACCCACGCCAUGGCGACCUUCUCGUCUUCAUCCUGGUUUCUACCCGCCUUUGUGUUCGUCGGCGCGCCAGUGGUCGGUCUGAUCAUCUACCGAGCCUUUUUCAAGACGUCAUCAAACAGCUGGCGCUCGCAAAAGUACGACCCCAAGACGGGCCUGGGGCGGGGUGCGCCGGGCUUCCACACCAACGUCCAGCGCGUCGCGGUCCCGCCCGAGAUCAUGGAGCGGAUCCGGCGCGGCGAGGAGGUCUCGGCCGACGAGAUCACGGCAGCCCAGGAGCGCAUGAAGCGCGGCGAGCCGGAGCCCACUGCGAAACAGAAGAAGCAGCAGCAGCAGCAGCAGCCGGAAAACGAGUGGCUGCCGGCAACGCCGACACGCAGUGGUGGUGGAGCCAAGAAGAGGUCCGGCGGUGGGAAGCGAUAAGUCGUGCACCGAUAGAGGAAUGCC
Acaromyces ingoldii is the source of this 489-nucleotide messenger RNA. RefSeq lists its product as hypothetical. The record is from RefSeq and is a predicted model, not a curated record. Lineage: Eukaryota; Fungi; Basidiomycota; Exobasidiomycetes; Exobasidiales; Cryptobasidiaceae. The coding region runs from base 55 to 465 and encodes 136 amino acids. The transcript is spliced from 2 exons.